Menidia menidia (Atlantic silverside) is the source of this 4497-nucleotide messenger RNA. The record is from the annotation of a GenBank genome assembly. NCBI's taxonomy places the organism in Eukaryota, Metazoa, Chordata, Actinopteri, Atheriniformes, Atherinopsidae.
AUGAAAGUGACCGUGUGUUUCGGGAGGACGCGGGUGGUCGUUCCGUGCGGGGAUGGGAAUAUCAGAGUCCGUAGCCUGGUCGAACAAGCGGCAAUGAGGUAUAAAAAGGCCAUUGCAAAGACCCAGCGGUUUUGCGAGUGUAAAUUCAGCUCAUCUGGUUUCAGUGAUAGUGAAAACCACUUGGAUAAAAAUGUGCAGGGCUUUCUGCACUGGGAACUUGGUACCAGUCUCUGUGUGGUCUUUGACUUGGACAGGGAAUUCAAUCUACUACAAAGACAGAUAGAAAAGAGAGCUGCUGUUGGGGCUUAUGACCCCAGCUACUGGGUUCAGGUGCACAGGCUGGAACAUGGAGAUGGAGGCAUCUUGGACCUUGAUGACAUGCUAUAUGAUGUUGUGGAUGACAAAGAUAGGGCUAUGGUCACUCUGCAGAUGGCAGAUAAUGACAGUGUUGUCCCCACUGGCUGGUUUCAUCUGGUCGCUGUAUACGAAGAGCAAGAUCCGCACAAUGGAGGCGACGGAACCAGCGCCAGCUCCACAGGAACCCAGAGUCCUGACCUCUUUGUCAGUGAGAUGAGUUCAACUUCGGCCUUCCAGCCCUACCAAGCCAACAGUGAGAUUGAGGUCACAGCAACUGCUCUACUCUCGAGGUGGGUAGCAAUUUUCAGAACAAACUGUCUCAAAGUGAAGAUGUUCAAGUUCUUCUCACGAUCACAUGUCCAACAGCCUCAGGUUGACAAAACCUGUCAGCUUCUGUACUAUGAGGACACCAAGAGGAAGGUGAGAGCUUUGCUGGUCCAGACGAAUCCCACCGAGAUAAUCCAGUUUGCUGGUCCACAACUCCUGGUAUCCAGAUGUACAGCCAUAAACCAAACCCAAGUGGUAGAGGAGCCCAUGCUUACCGGAGCCUACCUCGCAAUGCAAGUCACUGCCUUUAAAUACCUUAAAGGCCAGGCCGUGGAUAGGAAGAAGAAGAGCACAGAAAACAAGAAAGACGAAUUGAGCGAACAGAGCCAAUUGGGAGGGCUGACUCUUCACUGGAGGGUUCACCUGACCCAAGGCUUGCUUGUGAAGCGUUUGGAGGCUGGGGGCAAAGCUGAGAAAGAACAUCUCUUUCAGGAAAACGACUGCAUAGUCAAGAUUAAUCAUGAAGACAUUCGCAACCUACGCUUUGAACAAGCUCAGAACAUUUUCCGGCAGGCAAUGCGCACCCCGGUUAUCCUUUUCCACGUUGUUCCUGCAACCAUGAAGAGGCAGUAUGACAUACUUCACCAAGGCCCUCUGGCAGGAAGCACCCCAGAACCAAGUCGACGGCAUACCACUUUACCCCACGCUUUAAUCUCCAGGACCUGUUCUGCCCACUCUCCUUCCCUGCAGCGCAGGAUAAGCUCAAACCUGUCUAACAGCUCGUACCCAAAGAAAAAAGGGCACAGAUUCAACAUCCAGCUAAAGAAAGGCCCAGAGGGUCUUGGAUUCAGCAUCACGUCCAGAGAUGUCCCCAUUGGAGGAACUGCUCCCAUUUAUAUCAAAAACAUACUUCCUCGGGGAGCUGCCAUUCAAGAUGGUCGGUUGAAGGCUGGAGAUCGACUGCUGGAGGUUAGUGGAGUUGACCUCAGUGGAAAAAGCCAAGAGGAGGUGGUUGCCCUGCUUCGUGCCACACCCAUGGGUGGGAUUGUUAACAUGGUUGUAAUCCGCCAGGAGGACUCCAUAUUGCCCCGAGAAGUGCAUGGAGAGGAUGACAUGGUGUUAACCUUCGAUGGUACAAGAGAGUUCAUGACCUUUGAGAUCCCCCUGAAUGACUCAGGCUCAGCAGGAUUGGGUGUCAGUGUCAAGGGUAACCGGUCCAAGGAGGAUCAAGCUGAUUUAGGCAUCUUCGAUGGACGUCUACAUGUCAAUGACCAACUCAUUGCUGUCAACGGGGAGUCAUUGAUUGGGAUGACUAACCAGGAUGCCAUGGAAGCGCUGCGCAAAUCCAUGUCAAUAGAAGGCAACAAACGUGGGAUGAUUCAGCUUAUCGUGGCUCGAAGGGUGGCCAAAGACAAUGAGAUGGCCCGAACCAGCCCUCAUCCUAUUAACUAUGUCCUGGACAGCAAUGAGCGACGGAUCUCCCAGUCUCUAUAUGAAACAACUGGGGGCUCGGACAGCAACCUUGCACCACGAACAAACAAUAUUACAGUUGCUGGUCAUUAUCAAUUCUCUCCAACUGUGAACAUGCCCAAAGAUGACACAGUAAUGAUCGAAGAUGACGGUCCACCUUUGCUUCCAGCUAACCUCUCUAUCAACCCGCUAAGUCCAGAUGAAGACCCCGAUGUUGAAUUCCAGAGAGAAGGCUUUGGCCGCCAAAGUAUGUCAGAAAAGCGCAUCAAGCAGUAUGAAAAUGCUGCUCAGCUUGAGAUAAUCAAGUCCCGCAAGUCCAAAAGCAUGGAUCUAGGUUCUGCAGAGCAAGAAGUUGGACCGUUACAGGGUCAGAAAAGGUCAAGUUCCCUUGAGAGUCUUCAGGCGGCUGUUACCGAAACAUCACAGAAAGUUGAGAUAGAUGCCCACAUGCUGCACUCACUGGAUGAGGAUACGGAGGGAAGCUCCCGAUCAGGGCGUGAAUCUAUGUCCACUAGCGGCGAUCUCAGUGUUGGUGCUGGGCUGACUGGCAACCUCUCCAUAGAUGAUAGUGCAAGAAAUGGUGCCAAGCCUGGAUUGAAGGAAAAGCAGAAAAUGGAACGGGAGAAAUACAAGGACAAAAACAAAAGCAAGAAGAAUGUGCUGAAGGGCCUGGGAGAAAUAUUCAGUUAUGCUCCCCCGCCCUUCCCUCGCCCUCCUAUCCUCCAGCACCCCGAGAGUCCUCAUCUGCUUGCUCCUCCCCACAAAUGUGGGCCACUCAUGGCUGCACUGGGAGAUGUGGGAGGACAGGGUGUUGAGCGGAGACUAAGGACUGAGUCCAAUCAAAAGCCCCACCUCACCUUCUUGGAAGGAAAUCAGCUGGUUCGGUUUGGAAAGAACCGUAGGGAUGAGCAUCCAGAUGACAACGUGGAGAGGAAAAACUCCACUAAAUAUAAUGUGGAGGAUGCGGAAGCAACAGAAAAGGAUACAGUGCGAAUGAGGCUGGAACAAGAGAGAAUACAGGCCAAGACACGGGAACUUCGGGACAGACAAGCUAAGGAGAGAGAAUAUGCUGAGAUCCAAGAUGUUGCCAGCCCCACAUUCAGCUCUGACGAGGACCAUACUUACGCUGGCAUUGGAUCAUUGGAUUCGUCUGUAGACAGCAGCUGCAUGGAUGCUGACAACCACCACUACCAUCUCCCUCAAAGUCCUCAGAACCACCAUGUUUCUUUAAAUCUCGAAGGCAAUGGCCCACCCCUAGAGGCCCUGUAUGCACAAGUCAACAAACCUCGCAAUGGACGUCCAGCAGUUACAGAAAGUGCCAGCUGGGGCCCCAAGAAGGUCAGGGAACAGCAUGAGGACAGGCUUAUCUCCAUGUUGGUUCUGGCUUCCAUAUGGCAGCAGACAAUAGGAAAGGGCCUUGGCCCUGGACACAUCAGCAUGGCACAGUCCCCAAAGGCUGUGCUUUUCCCCAAAAAAAAGCCUAUCGGCAGUCAGAUGGUUCCCAGCAACCAUGACCGGAUACAGAGGUUGAGGAACGAGUUUCAGCAGGCCAAGCAUGAGGUGGACCCUGAGGAUCAUCAGCAGAUAUAUGGCAUUGACCAGUCCUGGGUGACUAGUGGCACCGAGACACAGAGUGGACGUCAUUCUGCUACUGUUGAAACUCAGUUUCAGAUGCAUCAGCAAGAAGACAGCAAUGGUUUUCAACAAACUCAGAGACUGUACAAUUCUCUGCCACGGCAACCUCGAAAGAGCAACAGCACACUGUCCAAGGACUCAAGGGACAGAUUGUAUGCACAAACUGAGGGACUCCAAUCAUCCAAAGACAACUUUCACUACUCUGCAAGCCAGGGAUCUCGUAAUGGUUACCUGGGAACACCAAACUUUAACGCUCGUGUCCUUCUCGAGACCCAGGAGUUGCUGAGACAAGAACAAAGGCGCAAAGAGCAGGAAGUCAACAGAGCCAGCCAUUCUCCUUUACAGGAAAUCUCUGAUAGCACGAAUGACCAUAUCAGAGACCACAGUGAAGGACCAGAUAUGGCACCCAGGAGAGAGGAUUGGCUUCAGAAUGAAACAGCUGUCAAGAAUCUCCAACGUCUCUGUGAGCUUUUUUCCCUCUUUGUUCUGCCUGACCCCUCCCCAUCUCCCAGUUCCACAGAAACAGAGAGGGAGCUGUGCAAAAUCCUUAUCUCCGCUCUUGUCUCGGCUGAAAUCCGCCCUUGGAAGGUAGCAACUCCUGAGGAAAACAGAGUGGCGCAGCAGAGUACAGGGAAAAUGGAGACAGUGGGUCUGAAAACAGAAGAGAGGAAAGCAGGCGUGUGCAAUGGCCCAGCUAAAGGCCAUCGAUUCCGACACUCUUUCUGGCUAAUAUCAAUGGUAAAAAAGUGGACUUAUUAUGGAUAUUGA